CAGAGCCAAACUCCCUCUCGGUGUUUUGACUUCCAGUGUGAAGAGCCGAAGUCAUUUCAAUUCCUGCUGCUGGAUAGCAGCACUUAAGAGAAGUGGCUGAAGUGGUUUGCUGCCAUUCUCCAGGAGAAACCCUGUAACUUCAGAGAUGAUUGAGAUGUCUGAGAGGUCUCCUUUGUGCAGAACUUUUCAAGUUGAACUUUCUCUUAUGUAAUGACUACCUCACGGCCUGAGUCACUUCGCUCUGUUUCUUUUGAUAUGAUAAGAGGAGGGCUAAGAGUUGAGCUCAGCUUGCACCUCAGAGGCGUUGAAAGCAAUCAAGCUGAUCACAUUGUUUUUAGUCUCUAUUCUUUUUCAUUCCCCAUUAUCUUUGUCUAUCCUCACCUGAAGUAUAACUCAGCUCAGUAGUGACAGUCCAACAGGGUGACAGGUCACAGGUUGAGGAUAUAUGACAGUGAAAGAGUGUCUCUGUGGACCAAACGUCUUUUUGACUGUGUUUUUACAUGUGCUUCAUCAGAAUGCAGUUUCCAUGUACUGUCGUCUCGGCUUCGCUGUAAAGAAGGGUCAUGUGAUCAGCCCAGAGCAGCUCCACCCUACCUGGAAGAACGCUCCGUCUGUGAACAGACUCAGGAGCACCAUGGACCCUCAGAAGAUGCUGCUGUCCUGGGAGCAGGGCAGUCCUGUCAUGGAGGGAGGCUCCUCAGCCACCGACACCGACACCACCAGUCUGGAAGAAGCAGACACAGGAAGCGUAAGCAGCCUAAGCAUCCCAGCUGCACCCACAAAGAGGAUUGCCUUCCUCUUUGACUCCACUCUCACAGCCUUCCUCAUGAUGGGCAACCUGUCUCCGAACCUGAAGAGUCAUGCAGUGACCAUGUUUGAGGUGGGUAAGCUGUCUGAUGAGACUCUGGACAGCUUCCUGGCUGAGUUAGAGAAGGUGGAGAGCACAGCGGAGGGCGAGGCCCAGCGCUACUUUGACCACGCUCUGACCCUGAAAAACACCAUCCUCUUCUUACGCUACAACAAAGAACUCUCUCAGGACCAGGGGCCUGACAUCCCAAAUAUAGGAUUCCCCUUGGACAUGCUGCGCUGUGAGAGCCUGCUGGGUCUGGACCAGGCCACCUGCAGCCGUGUCCUCAACAAGAACUACAAGCUGCUGGUCUCAAUGGCGCCGCUGAGCAACGAGAUCAGGCCCAUCAGCAGCUGCACGCCUCAGCACAUUGGCCCCGCUAUCCCUGAGGUGAGCUCCAUCUGGUUCAAACUGUACCUGUACCAUGUGACCGGCCAAGGCCCGCCGUCUCUGCUGCUCUCCAAAGGCUCCAGGCUCCGCAAACUGCCGGACACAUUCCAGUCCUACGACAGGUUGUUGAUCACCUCCUGGGGUCACGACCCCGGAGUCGUACCUUCAUCCAACGUGCUGACCAUGCUCAACGACGCCCUCACACACUCUGCUGUACUGAUCCAG
Molecule: messenger RNA, 1462 nt
Organism: Anarrhichthys ocellatus (wolf-eel)
Lineage: Eukaryota; Metazoa; Chordata; Actinopteri; Perciformes; Anarhichadidae
Product: protein FAM91A1-like
Exons: 8
Biological process (GO): intracellular protein transport
Cellular component (GO): cytoplasmic vesicle; trans-Golgi network
Source: RefSeq, a predicted model, not a curated record